Molecule: messenger RNA, 1007 nt
Organism: Didymodactylos carnosus
Lineage: Eukaryota; Metazoa; Rotifera; Eurotatoria; Philodinida; Philodinidae
Source: the annotation of a GenBank genome assembly
UCUCAAAAACUAAGAGUUGUCCAGGAAAAGGGGUAGCAUAUCUGGGAUCCUCGUUAAAUUCCCCAUCGAUUGAUGCAUUCCGUUUUCUUGUAAACCAGCCCCAGGAAAAGUGACCUGUUUUGCUAUGUUAAGACCAGUACAUACAGUUGUUCAGUGAGUUGAUAUAUACAAAUUUAAUAGAAAAGUUACACUUACAUUUGGUUUAUUGUCAGUUCGUUGCAUUCUAUUUAUAUUUUUAUUUUUUUAGCCUUGCUGCAUUUUGUUGGACAUUUCAUUAUGCAAAAAGAAUAUUGGAAACAUUAACUUUUGAUCGUUUUUCACAUAAUACGAUGCCACUAUUUAAUUUAUUCAAAAAUUGUGGUUACUAUUGGGGAUUUACUGCUUGGGUGGCUUAUUUUGUUAAUCAUCCAAACUAUACACCAGCAUCAUUUGGAAAUGUUCAAAUUUAUCUUUUAUUAGCUGCAUUUAUUAUAAAUGAAAUAGGUACUUUAUCCAUUCAUUUGGCAUUACGUGAUUUAGGUAUUUUACGUCCUCCCUAUCCAACAUCAAAUCCCUUUACAAAAUUAUUUAAUUUCGUCUCAUGUCCAAACUAUACAUAUGAAAUGGGUUCAUGGAUAUCAUUCUCCCUUAUGACGCAAACAUUACCAGGUCUUCUGUUUACUAUGGCUGGUGCAUAUCAAAUAACAAUGUGGGCAUUAGAAGAACAUCGACAGUAUAAAGCAGACUUUGUAAAUUAUCCAAGACGGCAUUUAUAUUUCAAUAUGAAAGAAUUUAUAGUUGUUUUAUAUGCUGGUGGCGUGGAUUCGCGCAUGUCUGAAGUAACAUCAAUAGUUCCAAAAUGUCUGUUACCAAUUGGUAAUCGUCCACUCAUCUGGUAUACUCUUAAACUAUUAGAAAUAAAUGGUUGUCAACAAUGUUUAAUUCUAACAUCACCACAAUAUCUAACAUCACUCGACGAUUAUUUAUCAUCGAUAACAUUAACAUUAAAAUAUGAAUUAUUAUAUUAA